Messenger RNA from Prunus armeniaca (apricot), 1533 nucleotides. The record is from the annotation of a GenBank genome assembly. NCBI's taxonomy places the organism in Eukaryota, Viridiplantae, Streptophyta, Magnoliopsida, Rosales, Rosaceae.
AUGGCUAGCGACGAAGAAACACCGAAACACACAGGCCACAAGCCUAAAUCUCAAAACACAGAGACCAACGAUGUCUCUGAUCCCUUUUAUAUACAUCAUUCAGACCAAACUGGUCUGACACUUGUCACUCAACUCUUGGAUGGUGACAAUUAUGCAACUUGGAGUCUUGCAAUGAUAAUGACUUUGGAGGCAAAGAACAAACUUGGCUUUGUGGAUGGGACGAUCAAAGCACCAGCCACAACCAGCGCCAAAUACCCCAUCUGGAGAAGAUGUAACCAGAUGAUCAAGUCUUGGAUCCUCAACUCCAUCAGCCCCUCUCUGGCUAACACCAUCAUCUAUGCAAAUACAGCUGCUGAGGUUUGGCUAGAUCUCAAAGAACGCUUCUCUCAAGGGAAUAUUUCCAGGAUUUUCCAGAUUAAACGAGAUAUUGCCGAACUUCGACAACAUCAGCAGUCUAUAUCCGUGUAUUACAACACAUUGAAAGGUCUUUGGGAUGAGUUGGGAUCAUAUGCUCCCGUGCCAUCAUGUAAGUGUAAUCCCAUGUGUGCUUGUGGAGUCCUAAAGGAACUCACUGACAGAGAACAACAAGAGCGAGUUCUUCAAUUCCUUAUGGGCCUGAAUGAAACCUACUCCGCAGUUCGCACACAAAUCCUACUAAUGUCACCCUUACCUUCUGAGCGUAAGGUAUAUGGGAUGCUUGUACAAGAAGAAAAACAAAGGCAAAUAGCUGAAAGUGGGGAGAAUAAUUCUUCUCAUGCAAUGAAUAUAUCGAGAAACACCAAUAAGCAGCCUCGCCCAGUGCAAGGCGAAGAUAACAAAAACCUUCACUGCACAUACUGUGAUGGUGACACUCAUACCAUGGAUCGAUGUUAUUAUCUUCAUGGAUUUCCAACCUGGCACAAGUUGCAUGGAAAGACAAUCAAGCCACCAAAUAGAAACAAGCGUGCAGCAGCCAACAAUACCAACAAGGAGGGAGCCAAGACAUCUGCUGCCAAGACCCCUGAAGAUUUAAAAUUUACAGCUGAUGAAGUGUGCCAAAUCAAGGCAAUCCUUCGAGGUGAUGGUAAAAAUCAAGCAUUUGCGAACGCAGCAGGUAUGACUAAACCUCAGUGCUAUGCCUUUGCCACGGAUCAUCCAGAUUAUUGGAUCAUUGAUAGCGGUGCAAGUGAUCAUAUUACUUUUUCCUCCAAAUUAAUUCCAGAAAAGUCCUCACCUUUUAAUUCCUCAGUCACCAUGCCAAAUGGAACACAAGCAAAAAUCACUUGUGUUGGUUCUAUCAAUCUCACCUCUCACCUAAAAUUACAUGAUGUUCUUUGUGUCCCCGGAUUUCGAGAUUUAACCUCGAGGAAGAUGAUUGGAUUGGGGAAGGAGCGUGAUGGUUUGUACUAUUUAGUACCAGUCACCGAAGAUUUUCUUCGUGAGCAUAGUCCCACAAUUGCGAAUGUUGCACAACCCUCUUCAACAACAAAUCUCUGGCACAAACGAUUGGGUCACUUGUCUAGUGGUCCAUCUCGAGUGCCAGAUAUUUCUUAA